Molecule: messenger RNA, 1384 nt
Organism: Carassius carassius (crucian carp)
Lineage: Eukaryota; Metazoa; Chordata; Actinopteri; Cypriniformes; Cyprinidae
Product: beta-1,3-galactosyl-O-glycosyl-glycoprotein beta-1,6-N-acetylglucosaminyltransferase 3-like
Exons: 1
Coding region: 80-1384 (434 amino acids)
Cellular component (GO): membrane
Molecular function (GO): acetylglucosaminyltransferase activity
Source: RefSeq, a predicted model, not a curated record
GAGAGACUGUUUCCUAACUUACUGACACAGGUUUCCUCUCCUGUGACUUGUUUCUGGCAGGUUAUGAUCUUAACUCAACAUGAGAUUUACUAAUCAGAGGAAUUUGAAAAUAAUGUCCAUCCUUUCUGUAUUUGUAACCAUGUGUUUCCUUAUACUUAAUUAUUCUGGACAAAGGGAUAAUCCUUGCCCUCACAAGGAAGGUGAAGACUUGAAUCACUCACUAAAGCAGGAUGUUGGAGAACUACAGGCUUGUUCUGCUAUUAUUCAAGGAGACAUGGAUGGAGUGGACAAGGCCGCAUUCAGGGAGCUCCUGGCCUCUAAAAAAAGAAAAACUUUGCUAUCGGAGUCAUUCUACCUCAACGUAACCCAGGAUUGUCCAUCCUACAUUCGAGACAGAGGAUUUCUGAUGGUUUCUCUCAGUAAAGAGGAUAAAGAUUUCCCCAUUGCUUACUCCAUGGUGAUACAUGAGAAGAUUGAGAUGUUUGAAAGACUUCUGAGAGCCAUUUACACUCCUCACAAUGUGUACUGUGUUCACAUGGACCAGAAGUCUCCUGAGAUCUUUAAAGAAGCAGUAAGGGCCAUUAUGUCCUGCCUGACCAACGUGUUUGUGGCCAGCAAACUGGAGCCUGUGAUCUACGCCUCUUGGUCUCGAGUUCAAGCGGACAUCAACUGCAUGCAAGAUCUGCUCAAGUCACCCGUCCAGUGGAAGUAUCUGCUCAACACAUGUGGCACUGAUUUCCCCAUUAAAACCAAUGCAGAAAUAGUUCAGUCUCUAAAACUCCUGAAUGGAAAGAACAGUUUGGAGUCCGAGAAUGUAGAGGCCAAAAAGGGUCGAUGGCAGUAUCAUCACGAUGUUACGAACAUUGUGACUCGGACAGAUGUCAAAAAGUCGCCUCCACCAAUACAGAGCCCCAUGUACUCAGGAAAUGCUUACUUUGUGGUUUCAAGAGAGUUUGUAGAGCACAUCUUCAAAAGCAAAGAGAUUCAAAACUUCAUGGAAUGGGAGAAAGACACGUACAGUCCAGAUGAGCACAUGUGGGCUACGUUACAGCGGAUGCCUUCAGUACCAGGAUCCAAUCCUGCAAACGUCAAGUAUGAACAAUCAGACAUGAAUGCAAUUGCUCGUCUGGUGAAGUGGAGCUACCAUGAAGGAGAUCUAAAGAGUGGGGCUCCCUACCCACCAUGCACUGGGAUGCACAGAAGGGCAGUGUGUGUCUAUGGAGCUGGGGACUUGAAAUGGAUUGUGCAGCAACACCAUCUUUUGGCAAACAAGUUUGACCCAGAAGUAGACGAUGUGGCAAUCAAAUGUAUGGAAGCCUUUUUAAGGUACAAAGCUAUUUAUGGUCAAUCAUUACUAACAGUUGAAAAAUCAGACAUUGUUUGA